AUGAACAUUCUCAAUGUUUAUGCUCCCAACGAUCAGGCUACGAGGAGAAAAUUCUGGAAUGAGAUUCUUUCCCUUAAAUGCCAGCAGCCUGGUUUAUGGGUAGCUUUGGGGGAUUUCAAUGAAGUUAGAUGGCCGGAAGAGAGGGUUAAUUCGCGAUUUGAUCAGGCUAGUGCUGCUUGUUUUAAUGAGUUUAUUGACCAAUGCGGUUUUCUUGAAUAUCAGAUGACAGGGGGUAACUUCACUUACAUCUCGGAUAAUGAGGAAAUCAAACUUAGCAAGCUUGAUCGUAUCUUGGUGUGUGACGGGUUUAUGUCUCGGUGGCCGUUUGCGUCUCUUGCUGCCCUCAGGAAAGGUGUUUCAGACCAUUGUCCUGUCUCCCUUUCUUGUGUGGAUUAUGAUUUCGGGCCGAGCCCUUUCAAAUUCUUCAACAGUUGGAUCGGUCAAGAGAAACUCGAUAGGAUUGUUGCUGAUAACGUGGGGAAGAUUGCAAGUUGGGGGAGGAGGGAUAUUGCUUUUGCGAAUUUGCUAAAAGAGGUUAAAAAGGACAUUAAAGCUUGGCAACGCGAUAUUCGGGUUUUGGAAGUAAAAAACUUAGAAGAUCUAAAUAAGGCCGCUGAAGCGUUGGGAAGGAAAGCUGCUGGUCACAACCUCUCUUCAGAAGAAAAGAAACUCUGUGUUAAUAUCAGACUGAGUAUUAGAAAAAUCGAAAUAGCUAAGGCUAAAGACUUACACCAGAAGGCCCGUCUUAAUUGGAUUAAGUUGGGGGAUGAAAAUUCAUCUUUUUUUCAUGGGAUUGUUAACAUUAAUAAGGCCCGGAGUCGGAUAAAUGGGCUGAAAAUUUGGGAUGAUUGGAUCACGGACCCCAAAGCUAUUAAAGACCAUGUGUGGAGGGCUUUUCGUAAACACUUCGCUAAGCCUAUGCGACGUUAG
Messenger RNA from Helianthus annuus (common sunflower), 930 nucleotides. RefSeq lists its product as uncharacterized. NCBI's taxonomy places the organism in Eukaryota, Viridiplantae, Streptophyta, Magnoliopsida, Asterales, Asteraceae. The transcript has a single exon. The record is from RefSeq and is a predicted model, not a curated record. Bases 1 to 930 code for a protein of 309 amino acids.